Closterium sp. Yama58-4 is the source of this 2472-nucleotide messenger RNA. NCBI's taxonomy places the organism in Eukaryota, Viridiplantae, Streptophyta, Zygnematophyceae, Desmidiales, Closteriaceae. The record is from the annotation of a GenBank genome assembly.
AUGCUCUUACCCUGCCAGUAUAACGUCGCCCUGCCACCAGCCAUUCUCUCCUGCUUCGACCUGGUCCAUGUCAUGCUGGAUACACCAGACCAGACCCCCGUGCACGACUACUCGGUCGCUCGCCACAUCCUCACCAUGCCCCAUUCCCUUGCCUUCUUUCCCCCAUCCCAGUACAAUGUGGCCCUGCCACCAGCCAUCCUCUCUCGUUUUGAUCUCGUCCACGUCAUGCUGGACACACCAGACCAGGUCCACGACUACUCAGUCGCUCGCCACAUCCUCACCAUGCCCUCUCUGCUCUUGCCCUCCUUGCCCACUCCUCCCCACCAGUACAACGUGGCCCUGCCACCAGCCAUUCUCUCCCGCUUCGACCUGGUGCACGUGAUGCUGGAUACUCCAGACCCCGUGCACGACUACUCGGUCGCCCGCCACAUCCUGACGGUGCAUCAUGCCCUUCACGACUUCUCCCCCCCCACCCCACACCUCUCCCUCCCCCCCAUCAGUACAACGUGGCCCUGCCACCAGCCAUCCUCUCCCAUCACAGAGGAGGCUAAGGCGCGGCUGGUAGAGGCCUACGUGUCGCUCAGACAGGAGACGCCACCCCGGGGUUGCAGUCGUCAUACCGAAUCACCCUCUGCUUCCCGUCCCCCGAUGUCUGCCUCCAUCCAUAAACCCCCCCAUCAGAUCACAGAGGAGGCUAAGACGCGGCUGGUAGAGGCAUACGUGUCACUGAGGCGAGGGGAUGCCUCUCUGGGGUCGCAGCCAUCAUACCAAAUCACGCACUCCUGCUUCUUUGUCUCCCAAUGUCUGCCCUCCACGCGCCCCUUCCAUCAGAUCACAGAGGAAGCAAAGACCCGGCUGGUAGAGGCCUACGUGUCUCUGAGGCGAGGAGAUGCCGCACCGGGGUCGCAGUCGUCGUACCGAAUCACGGUGCGACAGCUGGAGGCCCUCGUGAGGCUGUCCGAGGCGCUGGCUCGCCUGCACCUGGACUCGCAGGUGGGUGAAGCGGUGGGGAUGGGUGGGGAUAGUGGUGGUUCUGAUCGUGGUGGUGGUGGGGGCGGGUUGGGAGGGAGAGCAGAGGCGUCAGGAGGGAGGGAAGACAUGGAGACGGAUGGCGGGGCGAAUGGGACUACGGGAACUGAGGGAGGAGAAAAAGAGGCAUCGGAUCAGCAAACACAAUCAGGAGGUGAUGCAACAAGGAAAGGCAAGGAGAAGAAACAAGAAGCGGCAGCAGCAGAGGACAAGGCAAAGGAAGGAGAUGCAGCGAACGGGGGUGAAGACAAAGAAGCGGGCCAGAAGAAGACAAAACCUGCCGCCCCUCUGCGCGUGCCAUACGAUAAGCUACAGCGAGUGACUGCGCUGCUGGUGACCUACAUAAGACAAAAAGAGGCAGAGGAAGCUUCUGAAGAAGCUUCCCUCGCAGGGUCAGAAGCGACCGGUACAGGCGAGGGUGGGGAGGAGGGGGAGAGGGGGAGGGAAGGAGGGGGAGAAGGAGGGGAGGAGGACGGGGGGACGAGGAAGAGGAGGCGGGUGGGGGGCGUGCAUGGAGGUUUGGGAGGCGGGGGGGCGAAGCAGGGGGAAGUGAUGCGAUGGUAUAUGGAGCAGCAGAGCCAAGCAGGGACGGUGGACUCUGUUGGCAACCUGCUGCAGGAAUUCAGAGUGCUUCGAUCCAUCAUCCAGCAUUUGAUUCGCCGCGAGGGAGUGCUGUUGAUUUUAGACGAUGGAACCACAGCUGUGGAAGCUGCCAGGAAGGAGCGGGAGGAUGCAAUUGCUGCUGCUGAAGCAGCAGGCGAACCAGUUCCGACUUUUGACAAGCCUCUGCCCACGGCUCUGGAGGAGCGGUACAACGUGGCCCUGCCACCAGCCAUCCUCUCCCGUUUCGACCUCGUGCAUGUCAUGCUAGAUACGCCAGACCCCGUGCAUGACUACUCGGUCGCCCGCCACAUCCUGACGGUGCAUCAGAGCCGUGACCGGGCGCUACAGCCGGAGUUCUCCACGCUACAGCUGCAGAAAUACAUCAAAUUCGCACGCUCCAUCCGCCCAGAGAUCACAGAGGAGGCUAAGACGCGGCUGGUAGAGGCAUACGUGUCACUGAGGCGAGGGGAUGCCUCUCUGGGGUCGCAGCCAUCAUACCAAAUCACGCACUCCUGCUUCUUUGUCUCCCAAUGUCUGCCCUCCACGCGCCCCUUCCAUCAGAUCACAGAGGAAGCAAAGACCCGGCUGGUAGAGGCCUACGUGUCUCUGAGGCGAGGAGAUGCCGCACCGGGGUCGCAGUCGUCGUACCGAAUCACGGUGCGACAGCUGGAGGCCCUCGUGAGGCUGUCAGAGGCGCUGGCUCGCCUGCACCUGGACUCGCAGGUGAAGCCAGCUCAUGUGCGUGAAGCCAAGAGGCUCCUGAACUCCGCCAACCACGCAAUACCGAGGCCUCUGUCCAGCAUUCAGUUGGAAGUGUGUGGAGCUGGUUCUCAUUCAUGA